Molecule: messenger RNA, 1518 nt
Organism: Hypoxylon fragiforme
Lineage: Eukaryota; Fungi; Ascomycota; Sordariomycetes; Xylariales; Hypoxylaceae
Exons: 6
Coding region: 1-1518 (505 amino acids)
Source: RefSeq, a predicted model, not a curated record
AUGAAGCUCCACCUCCUCAGCAGCGCGGUGCUCCUCACCGCCGCUGCCACAGUGUACUCCUCACCCACACCCGCAGCCCCCUCCACAAACACAAGCGAUGUCGACUUCCUCAACGACCCCGACUCUUUCAAUGCCAUCGAGCUCGACCCGGUGGUCGAGGAUGCCUUGCGCAUGAGGGAGCAUAAACUACGCUUUGUCAAGCGAGACGCGUACAAGGACUUGAAGGCCUUCGAUCUGAAGAACGCGAAACAGAUGUGCGAGCCCACCUUCAAGACACCGGACGAGGCGUUGAAGGUCUGGUGGCAGACUGCUGCGGGCGACGUCCUAGAUUCCUGGGUCCGUAUGCAUGAUACCUCCAAGACCGGUGACGGGAAAGGAUGGUUCGACUCCAUGCUACGAGAUGUGUACAAGGCCGACGGUACCAUGGACUGCACUACCAUAACGGGAGGAGGCUGCGAAAUACCUCCCAGACUAUGCUACGACCUCGUGAAGAAAGGCAAAGGCCCAUACUACUGGGUCCUAAAGGCCGUGUCCCUCAUGAACCUGGCCUCCGCCAACCUGCACGAAAAGUACAUACAGAACGGCGCCAUCGAGAACGGGCUCGACAUCCAAGGGUUCCUGAAGGACUUCACGCCGCCCAAGCAAAUCAAGUCGCCGACCUUCUUCGGCAUCCUGUCCAGCGUGCUCCUGCUGGGCGGCGGCAGCACCAGCAGCGGCGGCAUCCCGUUCCCGGGCAACAAGAUCAGCCCCUGGGGAGGCAUCAUCUCGAUUGCUGGCAGCGCGUUUGGGCUGGCGGACAAGUACGGGCCUGCGGAGGAGGAUGUGCCGGAUUUAGGCAAGAUGCUCAACCAAUACUUCCGCGCCUCCGAAGACUCCCUCGACGCCUCCAUAGUCAACUCCCUCGGCAAAGGCGACCAGAAGAAGCUACCGCCCCACUUACUCUCGGACGGAACGUACUACCGCACCGCGACGGGCCAGUACUUCGCCGCGGGCAAGUUCUUGAAGCAGGACAUCGGCAUCUACAUGAAGCCGAUGAUUGAGGCUGCAAAGCUGAAGAUGAAACAACGCCUAGCCCUCUACACCCUCCAAGAAUCCGGCGGCCUCUUCUUCCACGCGCAAAAGAGCCCCUGCAUCGAGUACGCCUACCGGAUGCGGUACGGGCGGGGCCCCACCUCCUACCAAGUGGACAGCUGGUGCCUCGUGCCGUUCUACUCGUCGCGCUGGAAGCCGGGCACCGACGUCAUCGACCUGCGCAAGUCCGACGUGCCCCUGCAGGUCGAGCCGGACAUCCAGAAGAAGCUGGAGGCGUACGGCCUGAGCUGGGCCGAGGUCGCCAACAACGCGCUCGACUGCGCCAUCCACAGCGGGCCCGACGGCCAGGUCAAGACCGGCGUCAUACCCCUCACCGGCGCGCUGCCACGGUGCUUCUUCAACGUGCCCGUCAAGGAGGGGAGCUUCUGGCCCGCGAGGCGGCCGAGGGACAGGACGUGGUGGGAGUUGAAGGACCCCAAGUUUUAG